AUUCCACCAUCAAAAUUAACCCACCCCCUCUUCUUCAUCGCACAUAUAAAUACCCUUCCAACCCUUCACUUCAAUUCAUCACAACUUACUUCAACUUCUCCAAACACCUUAAUUUUUAUUUCCCAGCACCUAAGUUGAGACAUGGCUGGCGUCUGGAUUUUCAAGAACAACGGGGUUAUGCAGCUCGUGGAGAAUCCCGGGUCCGACUAUGCUGAGGGUAAGCGUGGUGCCUCCAAGCAGAAGGUGUUGGUGCACCUACCGUCUGGGCAAGUGGUGUCCUCGUACAAAUUUCUCGACCAAAUUCUUCGGAAUUUGGGGUGGGAGAGGUACUAUGGUGGCGACCCCGACCUCUACCAGUUCCACAAACACUCCUCCAUCGACCUCAUUUCUCUCCCCAAAGACUUCAACAAGUUCAGCUCCGUUUAUAUGUACGACAUCGUUGUCAAGAACCCUAAUCUCUUUCAUGUCAAAGACAUGUAGUAAGUUUGCUGUGAUGGCUUGAUUUAUACAGCUUUGUAAAGUGAUUUCGAAAUUUCGUUUUUUUUCCUUAAUUUCUACUAUGGAGUUUGUAAUGUUCAUAAUUUUUCUUUAUUUUAUCAAAUCGACAGUUCUUGUUGGACUUUGGCUUCACAUUAGUUAGAUGAAAUCGUGUAAUUUUUCUUUUGUGGUGUAUGUAUAAACUGUGAAAUUUGAAAAAUAUGUUAAUAUAAAUCAAUAUCA
Messenger RNA from Salvia splendens (bonfire salvia), 720 nucleotides. Its product is annotated as flowering-promoting factor 1. The transcript has a single exon. Gene Ontology annotation, biological process: regulation of flower development. Bases 142 to 480 code for a protein of 112 amino acids. NCBI's taxonomy places the organism in Eukaryota, Viridiplantae, Streptophyta, Magnoliopsida, Lamiales, Lamiaceae. The record is from RefSeq and is a predicted model, not a curated record.